CAAUUGUUUCUUUCAAUAUAUUAAUCUUUUUAAGGAUUACAUAGUAUAAUAAAAAUAAUAUGCUCGUAUGUAAUAUUAGAAUUUUCAAUCGAACCAAAUAUGCAAAUUUAACAAAUUGCAAUAUUCAUAAAUAGAUUAAAAAAGUAACAACGAAACUAAAACGCAAACAAAUAAUUAAAAAAAUAUUUUAAUGCCGAUCGUGGUACAUACAACAGAAUACAUUGACAUAAAUCAGUUCAUAAAACAAGAGUCGACGAAGCGAAACGAGCAGUGUAAGUGGGAGCAAAAUAAAAGAUCGAGAAGAGGGUUGAGGAGAGACGGACAUAGACUGACAGACAGAUAGAGAGAGAGAGAGAGAGAGAGAGAGAGAGAGAGAGAGAGAAAGAAAAACGUUCGACACAACAUUUGGACAAACCGCAAAGAGCAGGAGACCAGUUAGGGGGCGAUGAUCCGUGAAUGUGCACAACCUGUCUUCCUACAUCUCCAAAGAGAAGUCAAGCAUCGAGGAAGAGAGAGAAAGAAUGAUGCUAUAUACCAGGGUGUCGAAAACCAAAAGGGAUUUAAUUCUAGUACAAUGGUACUCGAGACGUAUUCGAGUUGGAUACGAUUAGCCCAUAGGGGGUCGUUAGAGUCCUGACUAGUAUAAAGUUGUAGCGUGUGGUUAACCCUCCGUGUUUAUUUGUCAUUCGACACUCCAUUUAUUACCAUUGAUCUUUUCUAAGCCACAGAAAAACACUCAUCAGUCUACAUUAAUUCGUCUUAAUUUUUACUCCCACCCUUUUAUUUCUAACUUGAGAAAUUUACAUAGUUUAUUCAAUUAUUUUAAUAUAGACAAUCUAAUAUAUAAAUAAAUGUUAGGCUGAUUCAUAAAUGUCCUUACAAUUGUCCUAAUAUAUUUUAAUUAAAAUUUAUAUAAAUGCCUCAUUUUUAAGCAACAACAUUAAACUUAAUUUUAAGCAACAAAAAUAAACUUAGGAUCAUAUGAAAAAAAAAAGAAGAAAAAAAAUAAAGGGAAAAGAUCACUCGUUAAAAGGAUGAACCGACCGAUCCUCUCAUUCAGAAAAAAGAGAUAAUGGAUCCUUCUUCUCCAGCUUCCGUCGCGCACGCUUAUGUGCAUAUAUAAAAAAAGCGUCGCGACCUUCGUGACGAAAGAAGAGGAAGAAAGACGAAGACGAAGAAGAAGAAGAAGAAGAAGAAGAAGAAGAAGAAGAAGUAUACAAUAAUUCUUAACCGCGUGAAACGCCUUUCGAACCGUGAAAGAUGUCUGCUUUUGCCAGUAGAAAACAAGGGACCAAAAUUGUAGUUGACAUUUUCUCUUCUCAAUGAGAGAAGACAGUAUUUCACGUGAGCUACUUAACAUGUUUACGUCAAGAGGAAAGCACUAAACAUUGAGAAGAGGUUUCUUUUUUUGGAGCCUGAAGAUUACAUUGUCGUUGGAUGAUAUUGUUAUUUGUUGUUUGGACGGCGAAGAGUAAACUAGGAGGAAGUCUGGAUUAUAAAAAUCAACAGGAAGAGAACCGAAAAGAGACGUUUUACCAUGCCGCAUACAGGUCAAGCAGGAGUGAAUCAACUUGGUGGCGUUUUUGUCAAUGGCAGACCUUUACCAGACUGCGUACGUCAACGUAUCGUACAACUAGCAUUAGUCGGUGUUAGACCUUGCGAUAUCUCACGACAAUUACUCGUCUCUCAUGGCUGUGUUUCCAAAAUAUUAACAAGAUUUUACGAAACUGGAAGCAUCAGACCAGGUAGCAUCGGCGGAAGUAAAACUAAGCAAGUAGCAACACCUACGGUCGUUAAGAAAAUUCUACGAAUGAAACAGGAACAGCCGACGAUGUUUGCCUGGGAAAUACGUGAACAACUUGCUAGACAAGGAGCUUGCGAUCCACAAAGCUUACCUUCCGUUUCAUCGGUUAACCGAAUUCUCAGGGGUGGUGGACUUCAUACGGAUCAUCCUGGAAUCGAAGGGAGCUCAUCCACUGGAUAUGCUUCGCAAAUCUCUUCCAAUGUUGCUUCCAGAGAAUCGUUAAUGAGGACGGACUAUCAAUUGUUCUACCCGGGUGCAUUAGGACCGUUACAAAUCUCAACGAGUUCAGGAAACAACGGUACACCUUCUUGGAACCCAAGUUUUUAUUCGUCACUAUAUCAAGCUACAACAUUACAUUUACAUCAUGGAAUGCAAUCAUUAACAUCUCUAGAUGCAGAAAGAUUAACCGAUCAAAAUGGAGUACAAAAUCAAGUGGAGUUAAAAUCCAGUUCGAGUUCUAUGGCAGGAAGUGAUGACUCUUUAGACAAGAGCGAUCUAGAGGAAAAUGCUGAAUCUCAGGAUCAAUAUAAAUCCUUUCAAAGUGGUAGGAUUAUAUUAGAACUUGGUCAGAAGAUAGGAAGCGAUCGAAGUGCAUUUAUAAGACAUCCGACACCACCAAUAAAUCCAUUGGAAACAGAUAAGCAACAGCAGAACAACAAACAACAACAAAAUCAACAAAAAAGAAUUAUUGAAGCAGAAAAAGAACAAACGAGUACAACAGUAACGAGUAAUGAAAUACCUGUUGAAAAUAGACCGGCUCAGGUACAAAAAAAACGAAAUCCCUAUUCGAUAGAGGAACUUCUUAAAAAAGAUGAAAAAAAGUCAACCUCAAAAAGGCCUAGGUUGAUAAACAUAGAUGUCGUACAACCAUGCGGUAUCAUUUUGAACAAAGAAAUUUAAAGAAAAUCUUACAAACAAAUCUCAUUUAGAUUUUAGGCUUAAUGAUGUAGUAUGAUAGGUCUGUGAGAUCUCUAUAAUUUAACCUUUAUUAUAUAUAAUUUCUAAGUUAACCUUUAAAAGGUUGUUAUGUAUGUUUGACCAAGGUACAUAGACGUCUGAAUUCGCCAAAUGUAAAGUAAGAUGAUAAGUAAGAAUCCUGUUGAUUUUGACCAAGAAGUGAAAAUAUGAAUAAAUACAUGAAUAUCGUUGUCCGAAUGAUUAAACGAAAAGGGUAAUAAAGUAACGGCUGUAAAGUAUGACUACACGGAAGACAUGAAAAUAUACAUAUAUAUAUAUAUGUAUGUAUAUGAAAAGGACACACGAUGCAGUAAAGCCAUAAACGAGUUUGGUGUUGUACCGUUGACACGUUGCACUAGUGUAAAAUACUAUGAAAUGUCAGAGUGACAUAAAACAGGCAUGAGAGAGAGAGAGAGAGAGAGAGAGAGAGAAAGAAAGAGAAAUUAUAUAGCAACGAGAGAGAGAGAGAGAGAGAGAGAGAGAGAGAGAGAGAGAGAGAAUGUCAGUUUUGCGUUUAUAACGUUGUAAAAACCUUUUAUCCCGUUUUUCAUCUCGGUCCAAUUAAUGCACUAUAAAAUGCACAUUGCCUCGACAUCCUGCUGUGGUGUUUUUUUCUCUUUCUUUUCUUCUCUUUCUAUCUAAAGGCUUCUAAAGAAAAAAAAA
This is a messenger RNA of Vespa mandarinia (Asian giant hornet), 3424 nucleotides long. It is a transcript of the gene Poxn, whose product is annotated as paired box pox-neuro. Gene Ontology annotation, biological process: regulation of transcription by RNA polymerase II; anatomical structure development. Gene Ontology annotation, molecular function: RNA polymerase II cis-regulatory region sequence-specific DNA binding; DNA-binding transcription factor activity, RNA polymerase II-specific. The record is from RefSeq and is a predicted model, not a curated record. Lineage: Eukaryota; Metazoa; Arthropoda; Insecta; Hymenoptera; Vespidae.